AAAACAUCGUUCUCUGCACUUCAUGCCGCAGCAGUAUCAGGCAGUGUUGAAUGUGCUCGCUCCAUUCUUGAAGCUGGAGCCGACGCUGAUGCUUUGGACGAGAAGAAUAUCCAUGCUGCUCAUCUGUAAGUUAAGCAGAAAAACCCGUGAAAAAUUUACAUCCAGUACAGGUAGUAUUACUACAAGAAUAUGAAUACUUCCACGGAAGAAUUCGUGAUCAAAACGUUAGUAGUACCUGCUAGAACCUGGGUGAAACCUUUGGCAGAGAGGCAUGGGACAAGAAAACAUGUCUGAGGGACUGAGGCUUACUCUGGGAUCUUAACUCACCUUAAAUCGCCCAAACUCGCAUUGCUUAAAAGUUGACGUUUUUGCUUCGCUAGACAUGUCGUCAUUUCCUUAGUCACUAUCAAUAGACCUUUCUUAUAAUAACGCGGAAAACCAAGUGAUGCAUUGUUGCACAGGUCAAUGCAAGUCGUUGACGAGCCAAUAAAUUUCAUGAAAAAAACAUCAUUUGCAUUGUCCCUUGGGGCAUCGCAUUACGUGUUUUUCCGCAUUAAUUAAUUUUAUUUUUUUAUUAUAAUGCAUUAUUAUUUUUUUUACCCCUACAUUUGAAAUGAUUUCCAGAAAACAUUAGAAGCCUUAUAUGAUACGGACACUAUAAACCCUUGAUUUAUUAAUUCUGCCAUUUCUAACUUGUGUUGUUGCAGUGCGGCGGACAAGGGUCAUUACGAGGUGAUCAGAGUGCUGGCUUCGUAUGGAGCAGAUCUUGGCAAAGUGAACACGCAAGGAAAUACGUCACUACACAUUGCGGCUUUGAAAGGACAUGGACAGAUUUGUAAAUUUCUUGCACAACGAGGUGAGUAUUCUCACGUGGACAGAUCAUGUUCGCGCCCAGAUGAACUACGGACACAGGAUCGUCUGUGCAGAAGAACAACGCAAAUAGUUUGUCUUGACGAUUCAUCUGUUUCCCGCCUUUGCACACAAAGAAAUUAUCAGACCAACUAUACGCACGCAAGUCUGUGUAUGUAGACUAGUUAGAUGAACAUCGCAAAUGAUUCUUGACGGAUUAUCCCGCGUCUGUUUGCCUUGAUUAUACAUAUACGAAAUGCGAUCAUAAUUACUGUGCUAUCACCCAAACUCUCCUAGGCUGUCCGUCAACAUUAAAGAACAACGAAGGCAAGUUAGCAAGAAUCAUUGCCAAGGAAAAUGAACAUAAAGAAGCCAUGAAGGAAUGCAAGAAAGCAGAAAAAACUGAAGCGAAAGGAAGAGGAAGCAAGCCUGGAACUGAACCCUGGGCAAUCAGAGUAAGAUUCGCUGGCUUUCAGUAGCAGCUGGGCUACUGGUUGUGGUCAAAUUAUAGCAGCAGGAAAAUUGAAACUACAUCACUCAAUUCUAUUCAAACACAAGAUUAACUCUACAUAUAAAGGCCCAUUUCCACUCAGGAAAAUUUUCCACGGGCAGAAAAUUUUGUAAAAUGUGAUUGGCCAACACAAAUUUUCCGUCGGAAAAAGUUUUGAAGUUGAAAAUUUUCAACUUUAACAAUGAUGUUUUCGGACAAUUUUCUGUCCGUGGAAAUUUUUCUUGCAGAGUAGAAAUGGGCCUUAAUGAAAAUAAUUUGGCGACAAGUCAGGUGUUCCUUCACGAAAAUGCUUUUUUUAUGUUGGUGUUGGCAGACAAAAACAUUAUUUUGCUUAUUCUGAUAACUGCAAGUUGCCCAACAUCUACUAAUUGAGUGCAACUAACCUUCAUACACCAUCUUUGUUUCCAGUUGUAUGAUUGGGUGCUGGAACAUCAGGAGAAGAUCGUGGAUUUGUUCUAUAAAUUUGACGUCGAGAGAGACAAUGGCAGUCGUUCAGGAAAACUGAGCAAGGAUAACCUUAUGACGUGUUUACUCACACUGAGUACGUUGCAGUUUAUAAGCAUUUGCGAAGAGCGCGUUCACUCCACAAAGAAUGCAUAUUUUUCCCGGAUUCUUCCUGUAGUAACAAUGGACCAAUAUGGAAUUGUCCUUACUGAACUUCUAGCGAGAGCUGUUUAAGAACCUAUUAUAGAAGUAUCCAGUAUAAAUAAAGUUAGUCAAGUUUCUGGUUUGCGCCUUAAGCAACACUGGAACAAUAAACGGAUGAUCCUUACAGGACCUCUAGGGAGAACAGUUUUGAACUGAUAGAGCUAUCCAGUAUAAAUAAAGUUAGUUUAGUUUAGGUUUCCUCCUGUAGUAACACUGGGUCAAUAAGAGAUGAUCCUUACUGGACCUCUAAGAAGAACAGUUUAAAACUGGUAGAGUAUGAGCUAUCCAGUAUAAAUAAAGUUAGUUUAGUUUAGGUUUCCUCCUGUAGUAGCACUGGAUCAAUAAGAGAUGAUCCUUACUGGAUCUCUAGGAAGAACAGUUUAGAACUGAUAGAGCUGUCCAGUAUAAAUAAAAUUAGUUUCUGGCUUGCACCUUAAGUAACACUAAACCAAUAUAAAUGAUGAUUCUUUAUACUGGAAAUGAAAACUAUCGACUCUAAUGUGUAUAAUUUUCCAGGUGCACCGUUAGACAACGAAGUAUUGAAAAAGGUCAUUGACGCUCAUGAUCCCAACAAAACGGACGCAAUAGAUUACUCGAUCUUUUUAACUGGCAAAAAAUAUGUAAAUAAGGUAACGACCACAGUUUGUAUAGAAUACUGCGGAAUACUAAAAAAUUAAUCAAAGUAUACUAACCAACUCCGUUUUACUUUUUAAAUCUAGCUCUAUCUUGUUGGUGCAGUCAAGGUAAGCAUAUCUUCCUGCGGUGUUCCUCAAUACCCACAACUUCACCAUGCCUAGAUUGGUGUAUAUUUCUCAAAAAACUGGGCGUAAAAUGUAAGAAUGUUUCUUCUAGAAAAAGAAAAAGAAAGGAGGCGGUAAAAAAGGCAGAAGAAAAAAGGUUUGUAAUGUCUUUAUUCAAUUAGCCUGCGAACAGGCUCUCAAGCUGAAUUGAGAGCCUGCAUCGAUGACUAAUGAAUUUGAAUAUCUGCCCCGUAACGUUCGUUUUUCCAAAUAUGGAAUGUCUAUCCUUAUAUGGUGUUGUUUACAACUUUCGUGCAAACUAAAUUUAGACUGUGCAAACUAAAUUUAGACUGUACAGUUUAUACUGUUUUUCGAAAUAUAAGAUAUUCAAGCAAAAGUUCAAAUGUUUUAAAUACUGUUUUCUCAAAACAGAACAUUUUGUGCUUUGAGAUAAGACGGCCAAGACCAAUUUGAUCAGUUAAUGUGUUUUUUUAUGCAUAGUGCUUCAGCAGUUGACAUAUAUAGAGCUCAGCGGAAACAUAUAAAUUAUAGCAUCUGACCAAUGAGAAUUUCGCGUCACGAUUUGAGACGCAGAUAUUCAAAUUCAUUAGUCAUCGAUGCAGGCUCUCAAUUCAGCUUGAGAGCCUGUUCGCAGGCUAUUAUUCAAUAUUUGCUUGCCGUGAAGCCUGGUUCACACCAGCAAUUCUGUCGGCGAUUUUUCUCCUCCUGGCAAAUGUGAUUGAAUGAAUGACAUACAAACGACUUAGAAUUGUUUACUUCUGAAAAGCGACUCUAUACUUUUGUGUGUGAGUUCACUCAUUUGCAUCCGUCAGAAAUACAAAAUCGCCGGAAAAAAUUGCUAGUGCGAACGUGCCGUAGAUAUAGAUAUAGAUAUUUCACAGCACACUCCCUAUCAGGGCUUUUCAGUGACAGGUUGCAUUGUGAAUAGACAGAUAGAACCGGACUGACGUGAAGCAGACCGAGGUAGACUUUGAGCUUACAAAUGGCGCUUGAGCAGCCGCUAUUAGUCCGUACCUCAUUAAUGAUCUGCCUCCAGACCUAUGUACCUAACCCACCCUGUCAACUUUCCCUGUGGGAGGAAACACGGAGUACCCGGAGAAAACCCACGACUUUCGGCAGAGCGUUGGCUUACUCUUUUCACAUUAGGACUGGGUUCGAGUCGCAUUGAGAAGUUCUCACCAGUGAACUCUAUAUAUAUAUAUAUCUGGAACGAUAACAUUCAGUCAUUUGAUUGUGAAAACAAUGAAGCCUCGAUACCAGUCUUUCACACGGAUUGGACGUCAGUCUCAGUCCCUCAAACGUCAGGUUUACGCGGAUUGGACGUCAGUUUCAUCCCCUCUCUGCAAACCGUUGCACGGCCAGUAUAAAUUUGAACGCAAUCACGAAAAAAAAUUAAAAACAUGGCCAACUCAAUGCAAUACAUUGUAGGAGCAAACAGUUUUGCUCCUAAAAUUUACUGCAUUGAGUUCGCUGUCGGAAAAAAGUCGAGGAAAACUUCCCCGUCUGGACAAAAGAAUCACUUUUUCAAAUAUAUUGUGUCGUACUGUCGUUCUGGAUGCACAAGGAAAGAGAAAUUCUUGCGAGAAAAUUUCAUUUCACAGGUAGGUAUUAAAAUUGACUUGCAACUGUGACUUUGCCGUUGCCAUUUUUCGCGAUUGUUUGAAUUGUUUUUUAGUUUACCAGUUUUAUAGUUUUUAGUCAAUACACUGGUACGUUAUUUUUUAAAGAAUUUAUUGUGUGAUCGGAAUUUGCCUGCCAGCAAAAUGUAAAUGAAUAUGUACGUGUGUUUGAAUAUAAAUUAGACCAUAUGGGCUUAGUAAAAAAUUAUUUUAAUAACUACGUUUCGGAGUAUAACUCCAUCUUCAGGUUUAUAAAAGUGAAUAAAGAUAUAAAAACUGUGAUAAAAACUUUCAAAACAAUUACAAAUUUUAUAUGUAAGUGAUAUUUAAUACUGUAAGAAUUAAGAAAGUUCUUGAACAGUUGAUGACGAAGACAAUGACGAAUACUUAUGUCGUGAUUUUUCUGUCGGCUUCACUUUUCGCUCGCUGUUAUCGUUCCAGAUAUAUAUAUAUAUAUAGAGUUCACUGGUUCUCACUGAGGCUUGAACCUGCGGCCUCAGAGGUGAAAGGCAAGUGCGCUGAGGCGUAAAUUGCGAAUUUAUCAUGAUUAUGCGUAAAACAUUGUCUUCAUCGCAUAUUUCCAUAACUAGGGCAAGACCAAAGUUCCUUUGCCGAUCUGUACAGCGCCUGCUGGACCGAGGACUAAAAAUGGUGGACCACCUUCUCAAUACAUAGAACGCUGCGUGGUAAGUUUCAUCUUCAUUUUCAUAUGAAACGUUACUCCAAAUUAACGUUUGUUAACGUAAAAAUCGUAGAGAAAUAGAAAUGAAACUUUGUUUAAUAAUUGCUUUCACAUUGUUUUAUUUCAGCCGUUCACGGACGAGACCAGGUUCGACAGAGAUAAUCCCCCUCUCCAUCCGAUACAAGAUGAUUCAGCCUGGUAUCUCCAUUCACCUGGUAGGUGGGGGAAUAUUAACUUGGGGUGAGGUGGUUCAUUUUGAAAGAUUUGUUAAAAAUUUAUGAGAAAAAUUUUUCAAGAAAAAUUUAACACGGACAGAAAAAUUUUCGAAAAUGUCAUUGUUAAAACUUCAAAAUUUUUUUCCGACGGAAAAAUUGUGUCGGCCAGUCACAUUUUACAAAAUUUUCUUUCCGCGAAAAUGUUCUUAAGUGGAAAAAGUUCUUUAACAUGGUAAGAUAGGACAUUUAUCACAAGUCAAGAGAGGAUUCAGUGGCAAUUAAAUUGAGAUUAAAAUGUUCUCUAGAUCCAACAUAUGUGAAUCUAAGUGACGCGGUGAAAUUUGGUGAUCAGGAAUCAAUCAAAGUCGCAGUUAACAACGGUACGCCAGUGAACCAGCGCGACAAGUAUUAUAAAACACCAUUAAUGAUUGCGUGUCUUUACGGCAAGAUUGAAGUCGCACGAUCUCUUCUUGAUAUGGGGUAAGUGAAGUUCUUGUUUAUUAGUGAGUUUAAACAAGCGAUAUUUUUGUCAACACGCACAUUUUAACUCUCGUGUAAAAAAGCAAAAAACCUUUAAAAAUCUUAUAUUUUGUCAUGUGUGUUGAAGACAGUGGUUGAAGAUUACCAGAAACAUAUACAAACACAUUUUUUUAUCCAGACCCCCCCCCCCGGUAAUCUGCCAUGAGUUUCACUAAAGCUUGGAUCGCUUCAGUCGUUACAAUAGACCUUUCCCCUUUUGAGUGAAAUUUUGUUCUAGACAAGUCUGGACAAAAAUUUCAUCGCAGCUUGAAAGAGCAUCACAAAAUUAGUAAUAUUCCGUUUUUCAGUCAUUUUGCAUUGAUAAUCAGAUGAAAUUGCACGGGAAAUUGAUAAUCAGAUGAUGAAACUACUGAUUAUCAAUGCAAAAUUACUGAAAAACGGCAAACUUCGCAAGGCUAUAUUAUCCGCAUUUUACAACAUUUCGCAACGAAACUUCGGAAUAUUACUAAUUUUGUGAUGCUCUUUCAAGCUGUGAUGAAAUUUUUGUCCAGACUUGUCUAGAUCAAAAUUUCACUCAUAAGGGGAAAGGUCUAUUGCUGAAAUAGUGCACCAGCGAUGGUAGUGAUAAAAUGAAAAUCAAUUAGUUGGCGAUCGAACGAUCGUGAUUGCUGAUAGAAAAAUUUCUAUCUCAGCAAUCGUAACAACCGCAGCGAACAUAUGGAAAUGGAAGUUCAAUGAUCGUAACGACCAUGCAGAUAGAAAUCCCAAAACCUAUGCUUUCUCCGUAAUUUUCGCUUCUUCUGUCCUCGUCGUCUAAAAAUUCCCAAUCAGUGUUGAGGAACCAAGCUUCCAAUAACAAACGCUCGUUUGUAGCCUGUGAGAGGGUAGUGCAAGUCAAAUUUGAUCUCUCUACUGUAACUCACCAAUUCUUGAAAUAUUAUAUUUCUUCUCACCUUAGUGCUGACUUGAAAUCUCGCGAUAAUUUCUUCUGGACUCCACUGCACCAUGCAUGUCAUUGUGGUCAGCUGGACAUCGUCAAACUUCUGCUUGAUCACGGCGCGGAUAUUGACAACCAGGCCAUCAAUGGAGGAACACCGUUAAUGAGAGCUAUCGAGAGUUCAAAAGAAGCUGUUGUUAGUUAUUUGAUUUCGAAGGGGUGAGGGUUAUCCGUUGUGAGCUUAAUUUAAGUUUUUUUUAAACUAAACACUAACUUUAUUUAUGCUGGAUAGCCCUAUCAGUUCUAAACUGUUCUUUCUAGAGGUCCAGUAAGGAUCAUCUCUUAUUGAUCCAGCGUUACUACAGGAGGAAACCUAAACUAAGCUAAAUUUAUUUAUACUAGAUAGCUCUAUCAGUUCCAAACUGUUCGUCCUAGAGUUCCAGUAAGGAUCAUUUCUUAUUGCUCCAGUGUUACUACAGGAGGAAACCUAAACUAACUAACUCUAUUAUACUGGGUAGUUCCAUCAGUUCUCCCUAGAAGCAGUAAUAAGGGCCGUUCUGUAUUUGUUCAGUGUUACUACAGGAGGUAACUGCAGUACCAGGAGAGAACCUGCUGUGUUUGGUAGAGUCAAAUUGGAAGCACUCUUCUCACAUGUGACUGAGAUGAAAUUAUAAUCAGACACCUGUAUAGUACAGGAAUUAAACCCUGCUCACAGAGAUGAAACGCCUUAAUUACUCUACCACCAACACCUUUAUACUCACUUUAUUUCAAUAACUAAAGAGAUUUCUUCUGUUUAGAGCGAAAGUACAGGUAGAAAACAAGAAAGGUCACACAGCUCUAGAUAUUGCCAAGGCCUAUGCAGAUCCAAGAGUUAUUGCUGUCGUUCAAAAACGUUGGGAUGAAAUUCCUCCUCCUGUUGACAAGAACAAGAAGAAAGGAAAGAAAGGUUAGUUCGUAAAGGACAACAUUCUUCAAACCUCGUGAACAGACGUACUAUGUUUAUUACGCUACGAAAGAUACCCACUGCACAUGACUCAUGUAGAACCAUUAUAAUGGACUCAGCUUUGCCCUGCAUUUUGAAAGCAUAAACAAACUUUGGCCUCACCUAGGCCAGGAAAUCUUGGUCCGCUUCGAUCCUUGGCCUAGCCCUGGGCUACGUCACGGCAAAGUAAACAAGUGUGGGUGUAUCACAAUUACCUUGACCUGCUCGUGGCUAAUGGGCCAGCCAAAGACUCCAGUGUGAAUCAUAUUUAUAACUCAGUGAAAAAAAAUCGUGGCUCAUAUCCACUUUAAAAUGCAUGCAUAAAAUUUUAUUUUAUGACAAAGUCUGAGCUUCAAGUUGAGUGAAAUUUCUAAAACUAACCGCAGUUUUUCAUGCAUUUGCUUCUUCCUAUUAUUAACUCCGAGGUCUGCUACAACAUUGUAUGCUCGUUGCAGGCGGUGGCAGUUCAAAAAAGAGAACAGUGAAAUCAGCCGGAGAGAAGAAGAUCAACACACCAGUUUCUGUUGAAGGAGACAAACAAGUAAGCAUUUAGGCUACGUCUUUCCGUAGCGACGUGAAAAAACACAAAAAUAUCCGUACCUUUUAGGAACGCUAUUUUCAGAGGAAUUAUUGCAACGGAGAGAUGUUGUUUCGCUCAGCUUCUCAAAGUUGUACAUUUCGUAUCGGAUAGGUGUUUUUCGCGCCGCUACAGAAAGCUAUCCGGUAUAGUGGAAACAUAGCCUUAAAUAUGGAGCAUUUGUUUUUACUUUCAUCGCAAAUUGUUUUCAAUAUUGUCCUUUAAACAUAUUUUAAUUCUACUUUGAAACUUUGUAUUUCUGAAAAACACCGAGUUUGUUUAUUUAUCUAUUUCGAUAUGUUCCUAGGAGACCAACGACGGCAAUGACCUUCCGCCAUUACUCCAGAAAUCCUCUGUCCUGCGGGCUGCCUCGGCACUCGGUAUUGUGAGUGAACAACACAGAUCUAUUGCAUUCACACCUCAUAAAGCCUGGAUACCACAAGCAACUACAGUAAGUCCCCUUUUGGUAGUACAGUAGAUCUCAUUAAUAAUUCAUGAGUAAAUUAGCCAACCAUAUUGCUUUAUUUUGCUUACAUGAUAAUACUGGAUAUUGAUCCAGUCCUAGGACAAAAUUAAUUCAGUUUUUGGACUGGAUCAAAAUUAAUUCACCUCACUGAUUUAUUCGUAUAAGAUGUCAUGAUAAAGCUAUCCAGUGUAAAUAAAGUUUGUUUAGUUUAGGUUUCCUCCUGAAGUAACACUGGAUCAAUAAGAGAUAAUCUUUACUGGACCUCUAGGAAGAACAGUUUAGAACUGAUAGAGCUAUCCAGUAUAAAUAAAGUUAGUUAUGGAUUUAACUUUUUUCAUAAUUCUCUCACAGGAAGACCUGUUACGCGAACGAGAGACUCGAAGGUUGAGAUAUGGUUACGAGAUAGACUUUCCAGAAUAUAAGCCACCUUUUCAGAAGAACGUCCACACCCGGGUCACAGAGUUAGAGAAACAGGAGAGCUGACCAUGGCAUGAUCGACCUUUGUGUAGUGGUUAACUCCGAGCUGGUCACAUGGUCUUAUGACGGCUUGUUCCCAGGCCGUGUGUAGGACCCGUGGGAUAGAUUCACUGACAUGUAUGUGUAGAAGACAUGGAAGUUGCUAAGGCAAGGUUCAGUGAGCAUUUGUGGAAGGCAGAUGAUGGUCAACAUCAGAAAUGUUCACACUUAUAAAAUCAAGAAAAUUAAACUACAUCUUUCGGUUAUAUUUAUUUCCUACCAACUACAAUACUUUUUUAUAAUGAAAAGAAUGAACAUGAUUUUCUCACUCUGAUAACUGCACGUUGAUCACCAUCUGUUGUACGAUAGUGCUUAGUGAAACCCAGCUAUACAUGUCAGUGGGUCGAUUCAGCUUCGUUGUCAGAGAGCGAGAAAUCAAACCCUGUGUUGUUGUGUAGGUAGGAUAGAUAGAGUUGUGUGUUACUAUGUCACCUCAUGGUAUUUUUUACCCAUGGUAUGAAUUACUGUCUAACAACAGAUUUUUUAAGUUGUCAGUUUAAAUAUUGGAAAUUUUAACUGUUAGAUAAUGUUUUGAGAUUGUAAUUUUACGAAAUGUUGUAGAAAAAAGGUUUGAAGCAAUUAAAAGGUAGUUUCAUAGCAUUUAUUUUUCUUUUCAUUUGCUAGUAAAUACAGAACUGUAACGUAUAAUGAAAAGAAUGAACAUUAUUUCCUCACUCUGAUAACUGCAGGUUGACCCCCAUCUGCUGCACGAUACUGCUUUGUAAAAUCCAUUUAAAUACGACACGUACAGCAUCUCAGCUCAAGAGGUAUUUGAAAUAUCAAAUAAAGCUGACACAACACAUGUUGAUUCAA
Molecule: messenger RNA, 10056 nt
Organism: Paramuricea clavata
Lineage: Eukaryota; Metazoa; Cnidaria; Anthozoa; Malacalcyonacea; Plexauridae
Source: the annotation of a GenBank genome assembly